Messenger RNA from Heterostelium album PN500, 768 nucleotides. RefSeq names its product 3-hydroxyacyl-CoA dehydrogenase. Bases 1 to 768 code for a protein of 255 amino acids. The transcript has 3 exons. Gene Ontology annotation, molecular function: oxidoreductase activity. The record is from RefSeq and is a predicted model, not a curated record. NCBI's taxonomy places the organism in Eukaryota, Evosea, Eumycetozoa, Acytosteliales, Acytosteliaceae.
AUGAAAUUAGAAAAUAAAACAUUUAUUGUUACUGGUGGAGCCAGUGGUCUUGGAGAAGCUACCGUUAGAGAGCUACACAAAAGAAAUGCAAAUGUUGUCAUCUUUGAUAUGAAUGAUGAGAGUGGAAAUCAAUUGGUAAAGGAACUUGGAGGUGAGAGAGCACUCUUCCAGAAUACAGAUAUCACAAAUGAAGCAUCCGUAAAGAAUGCAAUCAAAGAGACAUUGAACAAGUUUAAAAAGAUACAUGGUGCAAUCAAUUGUGCUGGUAUUGCCGUUGCCAUUAGAACACUAUCAAAGAAAGGUGUUAUUCCAUUGGAUGUUUAUAGUAGAGUUAUUAAUAUCAAUCUUACCGGUACAUUCAAUGUAAUUCGUUUGGUUGCAGAGGUCAUCGACAAACAAGAGAUGGUCGAUGGUGAGAAGGGUGUUUUCGUUAUGACUGCUUCGUGUGCUGCAUUCGAAGGUCAACAGGGUCAAGCUGCUUACAGUGCUUCUAAAGCUGGUGUUGUUGGUAUGACAUUACCAUUGGCAAGAGAAUUUGCACCAUUGGGUAUGAGAAUAAUGACAAUCGCUCCUGGUACAUUUGACACACCAAUGUUAUCAGGUCUGCCAGAUGCAGCUACCAAAGCAAUUCUCUCAACCAUUCCAUUCCCAAAUCGUUUUGGUAAGACCAAUGAAUUUGCACAACUCGUUGUUCAUAUCAUUGAAAAUCAAUAUUUGAACGGUAGUACUAUUAGACUCGAUGGUGCACUCAGAUUAGCAAAACUCUAA